Eutrema salsugineum is the source of this 1570-nucleotide messenger RNA. Its product is annotated as protein trichome birefringence-like 35. Lineage: Eukaryota; Viridiplantae; Streptophyta; Magnoliopsida; Brassicales; Brassicaceae. Gene Ontology annotation, cellular component: Golgi apparatus. Bases 200 to 1540 code for a protein of 446 amino acids. The record is from RefSeq and is a predicted model, not a curated record. Gene Ontology annotation, molecular function: O-acetyltransferase activity. The transcript has 6 exons.
UUAAAGACACAGAUCGAUUGACACCAAAUCGUGGAAUAUUUAAUUAUUUUUGUUUAAAUCCAUUAAUCUCUAGCUCUCGCGGCUACUGGAUCGUAGUAGCUCCAAACUUUGUACUUCGAAGCUGAAGAGAGAGCUUUUGAAGAAGAGAAGGGAGAUUUCGAGAAAAGCUCUCUCUCAACACAGUUCCCCAAAGUCUGGGAUGUCGCAGAGAAAGAAGAGUCGUCUUCCAUUAGCGGCUUUUCUCUUCAUUCUCCUAGUCACCUUUACGAUCCUCUACAACGAGCGUAGCAUUCAGCAGAUCCACCACCACCACACGAAUCGCGAGCAAAACCUCCGAGAAGCUUCCACUUUCACUUUCGUCCAGCCCAAUGUUCCUUGGAAUCAGCUCGGAGCUCACGAGGUUUUGGAUAGAUUCAGCAGAUGCAACUCGACGAAGGAGUAUAGUGGGAAGAAAAUCGGAUGGGUUGACCCGUAUGAGGGCACGGGUCAAGGAUCUGAGAUUGGUGCAGAGGAGGAGAAAUGUGAUGUCUUCUCUGGGAAAUGGGUCUUUGAUAAUUCAUCAUACCCUUUACACAAGGAAUCUGAGUGUCCGUACAUGUCUGACCAGCUGGCUUGUCAGAAGCAUGGGAGGCCAGAUCUGGAUUAUCAACAUUGGAGAUGGCAACCUCAUUCCUGCAACUUGAAGAGGUGGAAUGUGACAGAAAUGUGGGAGAAGCUGAGGGGAAAAAGAUUGAUGUUUGUUGGAGACUCGUUAAACAGAGGCCAAUGGAUAUCAAUGGUUUGUCUGCUGCAGUCUGUAAUCCCACGUGAGAAGCAAUCCAUGUCCCCUAACGCUCCGCUCACCAUUUUCAGGGCAGAGGACUACAAUGCGACGGUGGAAUUCCUCUGGGCUCCGUUGCUGGUGGAAUCAAAUUCUGAUGACCCUGUUAAUCACAGAUUGGAAGAUCGGAUUAUCCGACCAGAUUCAGUUCUGAAACAUGCGUCAAAGUGGCAACAUGCUGAUAUCUUAAUCUUCAACACAUACUUGUGGUGGAGGCAGGACCCUGUCAAGAUCCGAUGGAGCAGCGAAGAGAAAGGGUCAUGCGAGGAAGUGAAGGGCGCCGAGGGAAUGGAAAUGGCGAUGAAUGCUUGGGCUGCUUGGAUUGCUAGAAAUGUCGAUCCGAACACAAAGCGGGUUUUCUUCGUUACAAUGUCUCCUACACAUCAAUGGAGCCGAGAAUGGAACCCGGGAAGCCAAGGAAACUGCUACGGGGAGAAGAAACCGAUAGAGGAAGAGAGUUAUUGGGGAAGUGGGUCGGAUAUUCCGACGAUGAGAAUGGUGGAGAGAGUUUUAAAGAGAUUGGGACCAAAGGUUUCAGUUGUCAACAUCACUCAGUUGUCCGAGUAUCGUAAAGACGGUCAUCCCUCGGUGUACCGCAAAUUCUGGGAACCUCUAAACCAAGACCGGUUGAAUAAACCGGCGUCCUAUUCGGAUUGUACUCAUUGGUGUGUACCGGGAGUUCCUGAUGUCUGGAAUCAGUUGCUUUUCCAUUUUUUGUGAAAAUUAAAUGAAUAUAUCCUUUUUGGCCAU